Messenger RNA from Manacus vitellinus (golden-collared manakin), 5352 nucleotides. RefSeq names its product CDGSH iron sulfur domain 1 (gene CISD1). Gene Ontology annotation, biological process: regulation of autophagy. Gene Ontology annotation, molecular function: 2 iron, 2 sulfur cluster binding. Bases 16 to 336 code for a protein of 106 amino acids. Gene Ontology annotation, cellular component: intracellular membrane-bounded organelle; mitochondrial outer membrane. NCBI's taxonomy places the organism in Eukaryota, Metazoa, Chordata, Aves, Passeriformes, Pipridae. The record is from RefSeq and is a predicted model, not a curated record. The transcript has 4 exons.
CCGAGUGUGUAACAGAUGACUCUGGCCCUUGGGAGAAGAGUUGAAUGGAUUGCUGCAGUCUCCUUAGCUGCUGGAGCAGCUGCUGUUGGGUAUCUAGCUUACAAAAAAUUUCUCUCUAAAGACAAAUGCUGCAAAGCAAUGGUGAAUCCCCAUAUUCAGAAGGAUAACCCCAAGGUAGUCCAUGCUUUUGACAUGGAAGAUCUGGGAGACAAGGCUGUGUACUGUCGUUGUUGGAGGUCUAAGAAGUUCCCACUUUGUGAUGGCUCUCACACAAAGCACAACGAGGAAACUGGCGACAACGUUGGGCCUCUGAUCAUCAAGAGGAAGGAGGCGUAGAGUGGACAGUAGAAGCUACAAAAUGAAUGUCUGACAAAUCCUCUGCUCACUUGUAAUUGGGGGGAAAAAAAACCCACAAAUCCUUUGUCGUGUCACUGAAGACUUCCCAAUGUAGUAUAUACAUUAGGCUUCAGCAUGUGUAUUUUCUCUGGUGCUUGUUGUCCUUCAAUCACUACAAUGCAUAAUUUACUAAAUAGUCAUGGUUUAAAUUUUUGGUCCUGUAAAGUGUGUGUACCCCUCUCACUGAGUAUGAAACUAAAAUGACGCACAGAAUGUACUUCAUUGGGAAAUGGGUAUUAAAUUAUUUUCAAAUACAUGUAUAUCGAAAGGUAGAUCCUAAAAUCUUGGAGAGGUUUUAAAGUCACAAAGCUGGGUAGAUUUCCAUGUAAAAGGCAGUGGCAGGGAAGAAAUCAUGGUCUCAAAAUGCAGCUUAAUCUCUGAUUAUGCUGCCUUUUCUGCAGGUGUCAUGUUUGGCCUGUUACACUACUGUGCUGCGUGGCUUCUGUAGAAGAAUGAAUUCAAAAUUGCUAGCUAUGAACAGGCAACAGAAAAGGCUGAUAAUAAGAUUGGGUUAGAGGGCAACUUUACCUUUGAUUUUACAGCAGUGUUGAAACUUGACCCUACUUCCAUAUGGUAUCAAGAACAUAUUAUCCAAACCUGUAUUUAGAAUAGGAUUAGGAAAAUGGUCUCUGCAAGAGCUUUCUUAAUAGACUAGGGAAUGACACAAAGUGCACUAAGGGGGGUGGCAGGGUUGUCUUUGCUGCCAGAAAACCUUAGUUUCACCUGCAGUCUCAGAGUGAAGCCAACUUCCCCAGACCACAGGACACUUCUGUGGGGAGGUUAUGCCAAUUGAGUCCAGAAUCUAUUAAAAAAACUAAACCCCCACACAUCAUCACCAGAGCUGGAGAGCUCUUCCCGCUGUGGAGGGAGGAGGCAUACCUUUCUUACUAUGUGGCCUUAGGCUCUAUGUGUCUUAAAUAACUCCUGCCUCCCUGGGCUGUUAAUGUGGUUUAGCUGAUUUUGCCAAAAAAAACCUGGCAUGGACAAGGAAAGGCUUUGGGAACAGAUAGAAACAGAAAAGGAAGGAAGGAAAAGACAGAGCUCUUACCCUCCUUUCCUAUGGCACUUGUCUGCUUGUCUGGCAGGGUUGCAUUAAUGGCUGUCAUGUUGGUUUCCUUAAAUUAAAUAGCUUUGAUUUAUUAACAUGUAAAUGACUACAAAGCAAAACCCAAAGAGUGGGGUGGCAGAAUGCAGUUUUUUAAUAAACCCAGUCUGUUUAACUGCGGCCUUUGCAAGAUUGAGCACUUGAUGUCCUGGGACAGAAACUACCUCAGGGCUGGAUGAAAGGCCUUGCUAAGAAGCUGACAUUUUAACCUGCACCCUUAAGGGUUCUUCAGAUGAUUGGAGCAGUAAAGGUGUUUUUUUUUUAAGGGUUGUUGGUAUGACUGGUUAAUACUGAGGAUGAUGUUUUGCAUAUUCUCGAUGUGAAGCUUUCAGAGGCUGAGGUCUUGGCCAGCUGGUCUGCACUUGGGCAGAAGGCUCAAAAAGUAGAAAAGGCGGCAUAGGUAGAGAAAGGAUUUGUAGGUGGAGUGUUGUAGUAGGGGCACCUCUACUUGAAAUUGCAGUCAAAUAUGUUAGUUUGUCUUUUCUGCCUGUCUUGAGUGUAAAGGUACUGGAUAUUUUUUUUACUUGGCCAAGUACCAAUGCAUAUGGAGAGUUGUUUUAACCUUAAAUUAUUGAAUACCUUGCUUUUAUCCAAAGCAAAGUAACUUCUGUAUUAUUAUGACACUGAAUAUUUCUGUAUUUUUGUCAAAUACACAUUUGAGCUCAUCUUAAUCUCGAGGCUGUAAUGUCUGUGUUCUCAUGGGUGUCCAUUCUUUCAACAGUUACACUGUGAGUAGUGCUGUACACCAGUGCUGCUGUAGUCAUAAACCCAUGUCUGGGGUGGGUUUUCCUUUUGAGACUCCUUUUUCUGUCAGCAGCAAAGCCUGGCUGCAUCUGAAGGAAUAGAAGUUCACUGAAAACUGCAUUAAUGGUCUGAGAGAUGAAGUCUUAUAGUUUCAGAUGAGUCUCCCUAGUCAAAAGUAUUUCCUGGAGUUUGGGCAUCAAGGAAGUGGGCCCCGUGGGAAGUUUUUAUUCCUGGGAAGCAAAGUUGUAGAAGCUGAGUCUGUGUUGACUUUUACACCCUGGUGACUUUUGUUUUGCGUGUCACAUUUUUGAAUGUUGAUUUGAAGUGGUCAGAUCUUAUUUUGAGGUAUGUACUAUUUCCUGUACUGUACCUAAAAAUUCUCAUUAUGUAUGUGAUCUUUUUGAACAUGAUAAUGAGAACAGAUACUUGGAUUUGAGUAAACAAACGUGCCAGCAGUCUCGAUGAGCAUCACAGAGCACACUUCAUUUUUUCCCUUAGUACCAUAAUAGGGUACCAUGUUCUGAUGGGCUGAGUGCUUGCCUGUUCUGGUGUUUUCUGAAAUCUCUUUAGUGCUUUCCUCACAUAAUCUCUGGAGUAUGAAGUGAGUUGGUUACAUUUCUACAAAGUUUUAACCAUUUAAAAAAUCCUGCACAUGUGCAAUUUUGACCUUACAUUGGAACUCCUAUUGGAAAUGUGGUACAAAUCCUCUUGAAAACAGUGAAGAAUUCCUCCCCCAGAGUAAAACUUUCUGUUCCUCAACAUGUAAGUGGUUCUUGGGAAGGUGAACAAAUUAAAAUACCGAUUCUUGAGUAACUGAGUGUGACUCAUCAGUCUAAAUGUCAAAUAUUUGAGUGCUUCUAGAGUCAGCAUCCUUAAAGAGGAGAGGCUGAGCACUGUUAACCUGAAGGCUAAUGAUGUGGUGGAGGCCAGCACUGCAGUCACACGCUGCUCUGCUGGGAGGAAAGAGAUGCUGUGCAGUGGGGCCUCCAUGAGGGCAGGGCUGCUUUAGGAGCUUUCUCUGCAGCCAUAUAUUUAGGGGGUUUCAGCAGCAGUGCUGGCUGGCUGAGUCCAGGCAUCUAGACGUGCUGCAUAAGUGUGUUAGGGACUGAGCAGCUUUUCAUGCACAGAGACUCGUGCACUUUGAGUCCAGGAGUUGUAUCCCCAACAGCUGGCUUCAGAGCUGACUGCAGGCCUUGCUAAAGUCACCAUACUGUUGCAGUUCUGGCGCUGCUGGGGUCUGUAAAAACUUUGUGCAGUUGUGCAGCAGUUAGACUGGGAUCUUCCUUUCAGUGCAACGCUGCUAAAGACAUGGAAACAUGAGUUCAGUGCUGUAUGACAGUUGCUCAGUCCAACAAAUUGAAAAACAUUGUAUAAUAGCAGGAAAGGAUAAGAACAUAGGCAUGAAACUAAACAUUGGUGUUGCAAAGAAACUUUGUCAGCUGGCUUUUGUUUCAAGUCCUGAAGCUUCGAGGCUGACAAAACCCACCCUGAGCCCUGGCUGGAUUAGACAGAGGAGUACAGUCUCCUGUCUGCAUGUGGGCAGAGAGGGGAUGUCCAACACCACUGCCAGCAGGCUGAGUUUAUUGGUGGUCAACAUCUCUAUUUCAUGCAGACCUACUGAAAAGACUAAAUGCCUUUUCCUUGUGCUGACACACAUUCAGCCCAGCAGGGUUAGAUACCUGUUUCCUUAAUUGCUUUCUGCACCCAGACUUGUCUGCUCCAGUUUUCCUGCAUGGAUGAGCAGCUUCUCUGCACUGUCAGGUGAAUAAUCAUUUUCCUAGAGCCAUGCUUAAUUUAGGAUGGGUACCAGGGGCUGCUGUUUGAAGCUCUCAACUGCUUGUUUUCUGUAGCUGCGCUGCCAGCAGUGUGUGGUGCAUUUCUAGGUACGAUGAUUUCCAAGCUGCCUAAUGCUGAGACUAAUGCAGAGAUCAGCUGAAUAAACUCUAAUAAACAUAUAAGUAAAGAAAGAAGAAGAGGAAAAAUGAGAAAAAAAAAAAGGUGGCAGAUGGGAGGAGAGCAUAAGCUAGAAGAUUUAUCAUGUACAAGCACUAUGUGGUAGCAAAAAGGGCUAAAUCAAGUGACAAAAUGGUGUGUUGCAUUUCAUUAUACACCUUACCAGAGCCAAGUGUAAGAUGUACAAAGUGUCUAUUCAUUAGUGUCUGGCACUAGGCAGUUCUAUUAGCCAAAAUUCUUGCUCCUCAGAGUUGAAGGUGUUACAUGCUCCAGCAAACAUCUGUGGUUUUUCUUUCUGAAUUGUUUGUGAAAUCCCACAGUACUGGACAGAAAGCAACACACACCUGUGCCAUGAGUCCUGCUAAUGGUCUAAUGUUCCUCCACACCCCCCUUUGUGAACUGUUUAAUUAGAUAUGCAAUUAGAAUAAAUAGAAGGGAGUAUUUAACAGUAUGGUCACAGAAGUCAGUAAAAUCACAGUAGGUUUACAUGAUGCAGUCCACCUUUGCCAUGUACAGUUUGGACUGGUAAGAAAGGAUUUAUCAGGCAUCUCAAGCAACGUCUGUUUCCUUUGAUACACAGAAGCUGAAGGUCUCACAUAAGCACAUAGAGAUCAUGUGUCUUGUUAUGUUUUUCCCAGCUGAAGACUGAACAGUCUCUCCUGUCCAAUUUGAUACUGCACUGCCCUUAAUCCACCCUGCUCUGCAUCCUUUUUGUUAUGCAGACUGCAGUUUUCUUUUGCUGUGGCCUUAAUGUGUGGCACAUUUAUACAAAAAAUAAAGUGCCUUCUGCUCUCUGGGAGAAGCCUGUGCAAAAGAAAAAGGAGCUUUCUGAGUGUCCCAGAAAUUACAACUUUAAUGUGUGAAGCAUUCAAAAUUCAGUGUACUGCAAGGGUCUGCUCAGUAACUGCAAUGUUUGUUCCAUUCAGUCAAGUCAGCUGGCAACAGAAAGGCAGCAAAAUGAAUUAUAAGGUAACUGACUGCAUAACUUUUCUCAAAUUCAUUUCUACAACUGGCAAAUAUCACCAGACAUGGGUAUGACACGGUCAAGAUGCACUGUCUGUUCGCUGCUGAGGCUCUUGCUCAAGACUUGGGUACCAAAACAGUGGUCAGUGCAGACUUUCACUGAAGUAAUUAAAUCUGUUGCUCUUUUCAAA